Molecule: messenger RNA, 1077 nt
Organism: Trichoderma citrinoviride
Lineage: Eukaryota; Fungi; Ascomycota; Sordariomycetes; Hypocreales; Hypocreaceae
Product: NAD(P)-binding protein
Exons: 1
Coding region: 1-1077 (358 amino acids)
Source: RefSeq, a predicted model, not a curated record
AUGGUCGUCGAACCGCCUUCGGGUACAUCUGGCCGGCCACGUACCGUGUUUGUAACGGGAGCAAACGGGUACAUAGGCGCUGCCGUGUGCCGAGCGUUUGUUGGAGCCGGUUGGAGAACUUUCGGCCUUGUUCGCAAACCUGAGGCAGUUCAGGACCUGAUGGCGACUGAAGUUAUACCGGUAGUGGGGACAUUCAAUGAGCUCAGCUUCCUAGGCUCUGUGUAUGAAAAGGCGACCGUUUUUGACGCUAUCGUCAGCUGCACUGAGAACCUAUCGGGAUAUGCAGAUCACUUUAAUGAGGUCAUGCUGCUAGUCAAGACCUUGGCUGAGAGAAGCAAACAGAGUGGUGUCCGCUCCUUGGUUCUCUGGUCGUCUGGCUGCAAGGAUUACGGAACAACGGAAGCACAUGGAGCUUCUGCUCUUGUUCCGCACACUGAAGCAUCACCCACCAAUCCUCCAGUUCUCCUCCGACAAAGAACCGAAAGCUGCCUUCGUAUAUUCGACUACGUCGACGUUUUUGAUGCUGUCCUCCUUCGACCGACGAGCCUAUAUGGCCGCAGCAGCAGCUACUACGGUGUCAUGCUGUCUUGGGUUGCAAUGGAAGCCGCAGCAGGGUCCAGGAGACUAAAGAUUCCGGCGAACCCUAACAACAUCAUGCAUGCGACCCACGUCGACGACUGCGGGUUGGCCUAUCUCGCGGUUGCGGAGCACGCCGAUCGAUCUGCAAUUGCCGGGAAGACGUUCAACAUAUCCGGUCACAGGUAUGAGACAGUGCAGGAAGUGGGAGAGGCUUUGGCAAAGGAGUAUGGGUUUGAGGAGGGCGUAGAAUUUGUGUUUCCAGCUGAUGCUCCCGCAUCAUUCCCUGAAGGGCUGCAUCUUGUUUUCAAUUUCAGCCAGUGGGUUAGCAGCGAGAGCAUUCGCCGGACUACCGGAUGGACCGAUCUUCGCCCAUUGUUCUCGGAAAACUUGACUGUCUAUCGAUGGGCUUACGAGGCAGCGCUAGCUCGGGGGAAUACUAAUUUUACUGCUGUCGAAGACAGGGUCAGUAGCAUCGUCAAGGGACUUGGCUCUAUGUGA